AUGUCUCAGUACGGAAAUACGGUGUACACGCCUGAUCAGUUCAUGGAUACGCGGCCGGCUCCCCGCCCCCCUACGGAUCGGCCCCAGUUGACCAUUCCCACCAACAAUCCCAAUCUGGCCACUUCGUUCGGCCAAAUGUCUCUACAAUCGCCCAGUACCCCAGGCCCCGUCCCCGGCGGCAACCUCUCGCUGUUCCCCAACACUAGUUCUCCAUCGUUGGCCCGGAGCCAGACUGGUGGACAGGGUGGAGUCGGUAUCGUCAAAGAAGGACCCGUGCGCUGCAAGGAAGACAAGUUUUUGGCAACCUGGGGCCAGCGAUAUCUUAUUCUGCGUGACUACAAAAUCGAGUUCUUGAAGAGCGAAACGGGCAAGAGCGUCCUGUCCUUCCCGCUGUCAACCGUCACCAAUGUGUCCCGCUCGGAAGAUACCAAAAUGGCUUUUGAGAUUGUGCGCCUGGCCAAUCCCAAGGACGCAGGCUCCAAGGCCGCCAUGAUCUCCCGUGACGUGGCGACCAAGUCGAUUACCUGCGAAGUGAGAACCGAUGACGAGAUCUACGACUGGAUCGAUAAGAUCUAUGAGCGCUGCCCUGGCAUGGGUGGUGUCAGCAACCCGACCAACUUCAGCCAUCGGGUUCACGUUGGCUUCGAUCCCCAGACGGGCGCUUUCGUGGGCUUGCCUCCAGAAUGGGAGAAACUUCUGACCGCGUCCGCCAUUACCAAGGAGGACUACAAGAAAAAUCCUCAGGCGGUCAUUGAAGUCUUGGAAUUCUACUCCGAUAUCAAGAUGCGGGAGCAGAACCCCCAGUAUUACGCCGGCUUGGGUGGUGCGGCUAAUGGACAAGCGAAGCCACUCGGCAGCAACACUGUGGGCAACUCCAUUGCUCCUCCACGCCCUCCUCCGCCUGGGCCUACACAGCGUCUGGACAGCGCAGAGGGUUCUAUGCGCCAGUUGGAAGAGAUGAAGCGAAUGGCUGAACAGGAACGUCGCCGUGUUGAGGAAGAGCGCCGGAAGGACGACGAAGCAUACAACGCGUCCUUGCCCAAGACCCGGCAACCCUUGGCCAAGCAAGAGAUUGGUGGCUACGGGGGCUCAGAUUCUACUUCGAACAGCCGUUACCAGCCAAGUCGUCCAGCACCGCAAGCCCCGGGAUCUGGAGCGCGCAGCCAAAGUCAAGAUCCUCGCCAGCUUACCGCGCAGCGUCCAGCUCCGGCUCCUCCUGCGCAAAGCCCCUAUGGACAAAGUCAAUCCCGAGUGCCCGGCUCUCAAUCGCAGACCUCAGACUCGCCCAGUUCCGCGUAUCCUCCCAACGACCCUCGUGCUCAGACUCCCCGUCAACCAAACAAUGUAUCCAAGACCCAACAGGCCCAAGGACCUCCUCCUACCCGCUUGCCCGCUCCUGUCCAGGCUGUGAAGCCUCUCAACAUUGCCAACAAACAGAAUGGAACCAAGCAGGGUGUUCCUGAUGGUGUCCGUCAGGCUGAAGCUGCCUUAACCAAGAAGCCCGAUCAGCCGCACAAGAAGGAGGUGCGCAUGUCAGCGAUGACUGAGAACGAAGUCAUGGAUCGCCUGCGGUCAGUCGUGUCCAAAGACAACCCGAACGAGUCCUACAGCAAGCAACGCAAGAUUGGUCAGGGUGCCUCCGGAUCAGUGUACGUGGCGCGUGUUAAGGAACAGGCAACAUCGGGCGUUGCUCGUGAGCUUUACCGCCAAUAUGGCCCUCGCUGCCAAGUAGCCAUCAAACAGAUGGACUUGCGCAGCCAGCCUCGCAAGGAGUUGAUUGUCAACGAGAUCAUCGUCAUGAAGGACAGCCAGCACGCCAACAUUGUCAACUUCCUCGACUCAUUCUUGCAGGAGUCAAGCAAUGAGCUCUGGGUUGUCAUGGAGUUCAUGGAGGGUGGUGCCUUGACCGAUGUCAUUGAUAACAACCCGGUGAUUUCAGAGAAUCAGAUUGCGACAAUCUGCCACGAGACUUGCAAGGGGCUGGCCCACCUGCACAGCCAAAACAUCAUUCACCGUGAUAUCAAGAGUGACAACGUUUUGCUCGACCGUGUCGGCCACGUCAAGAUCACUGAUUUCGGUUUCUGUGCCAAGCUCACCGAGUCGAAGAACAAGCGUGCCACUAUGGUUGGCACUCCUUAUUGGAUGGCCCCCGAGGUGGUCAAGCAGAAAGAGUACGGACCCAAAGUCGACUGCUGGUCGCUGGGUAUCAUGGCCAUUGAGAUGAUUGAAUCCGAGCCGCCGUACCUGAAUGAAGAGCCCCUGAAGGCACUGUACCUCAUCGCGACAAAUGGAACCCCGCGCCUGAAGAAACCCGAGAAGCUGAGCAAGGAACUCAAGGCCUUCCUGAGCGUAUGUCUCUGCGUGGAUGUCCGCAGCCGAGCCACCGCCGACGAACUCCUCGCCCACGAAUUCCUCCAGAUGGGCUGCAGUCUCGCUAGCCUCGCAGAAUUACUGCGGUGGAAGAAGGCUAACGGCCAGUAA
This is a messenger RNA of Penicillium maclennaniae, 2481 nucleotides long. Its product is annotated as serine/threonine protein kinase CLA4. NCBI's taxonomy places the organism in Eukaryota, Fungi, Ascomycota, Eurotiomycetes, Eurotiales, Aspergillaceae. The record is from RefSeq and is a predicted model, not a curated record. Gene Ontology annotation, cellular component: cytoplasm. Gene Ontology annotation, biological process: regulation of MAPK cascade; intracellular signal transduction; protein phosphorylation. Gene Ontology annotation, molecular function: ATP binding; protein serine/threonine kinase activity. The transcript is spliced from 5 exons. The coding region runs from base 1 to 2481 and encodes 826 amino acids.